UCUUACUGUAUCUCACUAUCCAGUUCAGACCUCAAUGUGAAUCAGGACAUAAGGCUUACAGAAUGAUCCGAUCAGCUCAAAAUUUUCAUUCCUUUCUUUUUGUGUUGCUUGUCAUGAUACUAAGUGGGCUCAUUUAUGUGGGCUAUACCUCUACCUGGGAAAAAUACAGAUGGCAAAACGAGUGCCUCAAAAGUACAAACAUCCAGCAGAACGUCAAUAUGUACUCUUCACAAGGGCUCAUUUACAAACAGCCCACUGUGGUGGGCACAGGUGGCAUUGUUACCUUGACACCAUGGUUGGCCCCAAUUGUUUGGGAGGGAACUUUUGAUCCCCAGCUAAUUGAUUCUAUCUACAAGCAACAAAACAUCACCAUAGCUACUACAGUCUUCGCUCUUGGAAAAUACACGCAGUUUCUCAAAACUUUUCUGGAGUCAGCAGAGCAGCAGUACUUUGUCGGAUUCCGUGUGCAUUAUUACAUAUUCACAGAUAAACCCGAAGAGGUUCCUGUAAUUAAGCUUGGCACUGAACAUUACCUAACAGUAUUAAAAGUGCCUAGUUCUAACAGAUGGCAGGAGAUCACCUUGAGCAGGAUGGAAAAGCUGGAGAAACUGAUCGAGAGCCUAUUGGCCAAUGAAGCAGAUUAUGUUUUCAGCCUGGAUGUAGAUACAAAGUUCUAUGGCCACUGGGGAGCAGAGUCUUUGGGUCGCCUCGUGGGCGUUAUACACCCUGGUUACUAUCAAACACCCCGUAACAAAUUCCCAUAUGAGCGUAGACCAGAAUCACAGGCAUUUAUUCCCUCAGAAGAGGGCGAUUAUUAUUAUGGAGGAGCUGUGAUCGGUGGCUUGGUUGAAGACGUGCUUCAGCUCGCUAAAACAUGCAGGAAGCAACUAGAGGCCGACGCGGCUAAAUCCAUUGAGGCAGUGUGGCAAGAGGAAUCACACUUGAACAAAUACUUCAUUUAUAACAAACCCAGUAAGCUGCUCUCACCUGAGUACCUGUGGCAGGAUUUCAAAGCCAAAACAAAAGAGGUCAAAGUAAUUCGAUUCUCUCAGGUCAUUAAAAACUAUGCUGCAGUUCGCCCAAACCCAUAGGAACUGCUAUUUAACCGAAAUAAAAAUUCUGUCAUCCGAUACUCACCCUCAUUAACGCUGGUGACUGAACAACAAUCAUUGUAUGGACACAAAAGCACAGAAAUAAUGGGUUUGAAUGAUGUACAGAUUUUUAUUUUCUCUAUAUAACCAGGGGUGCACAUAAGUAUUUCUAUCUGGUUCUCAAGAGAGCACCUCGUGAUUUAGUUUGGUGCUCACAUUGCCCAUAGUGUGACAAAUGAUAUUUACCUAUUAAAAAUCAAAUAAAAAAUCUAGUUAUUUUUUUAUGAACAAUAAACAAAAUAAUAAAGUGGGAUAAUUA
This is a messenger RNA of Triplophysa dalaica, 1410 nucleotides long. Its product is annotated as globoside alpha-1,3-N-acetylgalactosaminyltransferase 1-like. NCBI's taxonomy places the organism in Eukaryota, Metazoa, Chordata, Actinopteri, Cypriniformes, Nemacheilidae. Gene Ontology annotation, cellular component: membrane; vesicle; Golgi apparatus. The transcript is spliced from 7 exons. The record is from RefSeq and is a predicted model, not a curated record. Gene Ontology annotation, biological process: carbohydrate metabolic process. Gene Ontology annotation, molecular function: hexosyltransferase activity. The coding region runs from base 63 to 1091 and encodes 342 amino acids.